AUGUCUUCAGAUGAUUUUAAUAAUUUAUGUAAAUCUUUACAAACUGGAGUUAAAAAGGCAUUAGAUGGAUUUAUAAAAUGGAUGGGUGUUUGGAUUCAUUUGCCAUUAAGCAUUUGCAGUCUAGAAGGUAAUUAUGGAUUAGAAUAUGCUAGUGCAUUUUUACAAGUAUUUUAUUCUUAUUCCAAAUCAUAUUCUCUUACUUUUUUACUUGAAGCAUUGUUCAAUCAAAAUUUCUUUGACCAGUUUAAUAACUUUGCAAAUUCAGAUGGACAAGAACCAUGA
Molecule: messenger RNA, 282 nt
Organism: Rhizophagus irregularis DAOM 181602=DAOM 197198
Lineage: Eukaryota; Fungi; Glomeromycota; Glomeromycetes; Glomerales; Glomeraceae
Source: RefSeq, a predicted model, not a curated record